Guillardia theta CCMP2712 is the source of this 603-nucleotide messenger RNA. RefSeq lists its product as hypothetical. The coding region runs from base 1 to 603 and encodes 200 amino acids. The record is from RefSeq and is a predicted model, not a curated record. The transcript is spliced from 2 exons. Lineage: Eukaryota; Cryptophyceae; Pyrenomonadales; Geminigeraceae.
AUGGACGGGAGUGUUGACAUGGACGCGGCGCUGGCGGCGGUGGAAAUGCAGCAGGUGUCUGCUGGGGUAACGAACGUGCUAGUGAUAGCAGGACAUAGCAAGUCGAACUUCUUCCUCUCAACUUCAGUCUACGGCACCGCAGUGUACAGAUCUGCGGUAAUGGACUUGAAACACAGGACAGUGUCUUUCGAGCCUAUGUUGGAGAUCGAUGAUUUCGACCUUGACAUGAAGGUGUUUGAAGACAUCGUCAGUACGCAUGAGGAAAUGCAGAGAAAUGAAAUGAAUUUGAGCAUCACACAGAAGAAAGUUUUCUCAGCGUGCCAAGGUGAAGCAGAGACUGGCCAUGUCUUCUAUGAUAAAAAUCUUACCUUGAACGGAUACGAUUUCUCCUGGGGAAAGCUGUUGCUGGAUCUGGCCAAAGGUGGGCGCCCAUGGUGGGACAUGAAGGAGGAUGGAAAAUUAGCCUUUGCAAUGGUCUGCCACAGGCGCCUGGGAGAGAGCUCAAUCUGGAAUUCGUUAGAGGAAGACCUCUUGAAGAUGAUAAUCGAGAUGAUCAAAGUUAUAGGAUCGUUCGACAAAACCUCAUUCUGCUACCAAUACUAG